Messenger RNA from Epinephelus moara (kelp grouper), 4366 nucleotides. RefSeq names its product chloride channel 7 (gene clcn7). Gene Ontology annotation, biological process: transmembrane transport; chloride transport. The record is from RefSeq and is a predicted model, not a curated record. The coding region runs from base 144 to 2543 and encodes 799 amino acids. NCBI's taxonomy places the organism in Eukaryota, Metazoa, Chordata, Actinopteri, Perciformes, Serranidae. Gene Ontology annotation, molecular function: voltage-gated chloride channel activity. Gene Ontology annotation, cellular component: lysosomal membrane; intracellular membrane-bounded organelle. The transcript is spliced from 23 exons.
CGAGCCUUCCAAAGCGUCACGAGUGACAGGAAUGGUCAUGGGGAGCUGAGGGAGAAUAACAGUAGUUAGCUAGCAACAGACAACAACCGCAGUUAAUGAAAUAAAUUAGCGACGGUUCGGGCGGCGAGCUACCGGAGGCCACCAUGACAAACAUCACGAAGAAAGUGUCGUGGUCCAGCCGGGCCGAGGAGUCCGGGGCAGCCGGGGAGGGGACACCGCUGCUCAACGGCUCCGAGCAGCCCCGACACUCCAGACAGCUGUCUGGAGGAGGCAGUAUAUUUCAGAUAGGCAGACUCAGCACGGUGGAUUUGGAGGAGGAGAUAACGUCAGAUGAGGAGUCUCUUAGGGGGCGGCCAAAAGAGAUCCCUCAUAAUGAGAAGCUUCUGUCACUUAAAUUUGAGAGUCUGGACUAUGAUAACAUUGAGAACCAGCUGUUUCUGGAGGAGGAAAGGAGGAUGAGUCACAUGGGUUUCCGCUGUCUGGAGAUCAGUCGCUGGGUGGUCUGCGGUCUAAUCGGCUUUCUGACCGGCCUCAUCGCCUGUUUUAUAGAUAUUGUGGUGGAGCAGCUAGCUGGAAUCAAAUACCAAGUGGUCAAAGAGAACAUAGAGAAGUUUACAGAGGUGGGCGGCCUGUCGAUCUCUCUCAUACUCUGGGCGGUCCUCAACUCUGCCAUCGUCAUGCUGGGCGCCAUCAUAGUUGCAUUUUUCGAGCCCAUAGCAGCAGGAAGUGGCAUUCCUCAGAUAAAAUGUUACCUAAAUGGAGUCAAGAUUCCCAGGGUGGUACGACUCAAGACACUGGUGGUGAAAGUGUGUGGUGUUAUCUGUUCUGUGGUCGGCGGUCUUGCUGUCGGAAAGGAAGGACCCAUGAUUCACUCUGGUGCUGUUGUAGCUGCAGGGGUCUCACAGGGCAGGAGCACCUCUUUAAAGAGAGACUUCAAGAUCUUUGAAUACUUCCGGAGAGACACAGAAAAGAGGGACUUUGUGUCUGCUGGAGCCGCUGCCGGAGUCUCAGCUGCUUUUGGAGCACCAGUCGGUGGCGUUCUGUUCUCUCUGGAGGAGGGCGCUUCUUUCUGGAACCAGAUGUUGACGUGGAGGAUAUUCUUUGCCUCCAUGAUCUCAACCUUCACCCUGAACUUCUUCCUCAGUGUCUACCACAACAAUACAGGAGACCUUUCCAACCCCGGUCUCAUCAACUUUGGGCGCUUUGAGAGCGAUAGUGUGGCCUAUAACCUCUAUGACAUUCCCUUGUUCAUCGCUAUGGGAGCUAUAGGUGGAUUGCUGGGAGCUCUGUUCAACGUUCUCAAUUACUGGCUGACCAUCUUCAGGAUCAGGUAUGUUCAUCGCCCUUGUUUACAAGUGAUGGAGGCCAUGUUGGUUGCUGCAGUGACCGCGGCAGUAUCAUUCACCAUGAUCUACUUCUCCAAUGACUGUCAGCCUCUGGGGCCAGAGCACACUGAGGAGUACCCACUGCAGUUGUUCUGUGCAGAUGGGGAGUAUAACUCCAUGGCAACGGCCUUCUUCAACACUCCUGAGAGAAGUGUGCGCAGUCUCUUCCACAACCAGCCAGGAACCUACAACCCACUGACCCUGGGUUUGUUCACCCUGACUUAUUUCUUCCUGGCGUGUUGGACGUACGGCCUGGCGGUGUCCGCUGGAGUCUUCAUCCCAUCUCUGCUAAUAGGAGCAGCCUGGGGAAGACUGUGUGGGAUACUGUUGGCCUCCAUCACAUCUACUGGCUCGAUCUGGGCAGACCCUGGUAAAUAUGCCCUGAUUGGAGCUGCAGCUCAGUUAGGUGGCAUUGUGAGGAUGACUCUCAGUUUGACUGUCAUCAUGGUGGAGGCUACAGGAAAUGUCACAUAUGGUCUUCCCAUCAUGCUCGUCCUCAUGACUGCCAAGAUAGUGGGAGACUAUUUUGUGGAGGGUCUGUAUGAUAUCCACAUCAAGCUACAGAGCGUUCCCUUCCUGCACUGGGAGGCUCCUGCCACCUCCCACUGGUUGACCGCCAGAGAGGUGAUGAGUUCUCCAGUCACCUGUUUGAACAGGAUAGAGAAGGUGGGAACCAUCGUGGACACCCUUAGCAACACGUCCACCAAUCACAACGGCUUCCCAGUCGUCGUGCAGGUCACUGCUGGUGAUGAGCCAGCGAAGCUCUGCGGCCUCAUCCUCCGCUCUCAGCUCAUCGUUCUCCUCAAGCACAAGGUGUUUGUGGAGUUGGCCCGGUCCCGGCUGACGCAGAGGAAGCUCCAGCUGAAGGACUUCAGGGACGCCUAUCCCCGCUUCCCCCCGAUCCAGAGCAUUCACGUCUCCCAGGACGAGAGGGAGUGUAUGAUGGACCUCACGGAGUUCAUGAACGCAACGCCUUACACUGUACCACAGGAAACAUCUCUGCCUCGUGUGUUUAAGCUGUUCAGAGCGCUGGGACUCCGACACCUGGUCGUGGUGGAUGAUGAAAACAGGGUGAUUGGACUUGUGACCAGAAAAGACUUGGCCAGAUAUCACAUGGGCAAACAUGGACUGGAGGAACUUCAGCUGGCCCAGACAUAAUACACCCACACACACACACUCACACUCUUACACACUUGAACUAUGACCACCUGAUGCCUCAUAAGCUCUAUGCAGGACACCAUCGAGGGCCAAGAGGUCUCCCUUAUUCUUUGAUGCCAAAAUGGUCACCGUGACGACACAAGGAAACCCCCGUGUACAGGUCUGUUGGGUCAUUAACGAAAGACACUUUUAAUGUAAAACUGCUCCUGGUGUAAAACAUUUGAAGAAAAAAACGGCUCCCCCGAUCUUUGUGAAAUGUUUUAUCUUGAAAGGAUUCUUGAACUUCCUUUUCUUUCGGUCGUAUAGAAAGUAAUGUAUAAUGAACAGAAAAGAAAAAAUGCCUUAUUGGAGGAUUUUUCCUGCGCUUAUACACAUUCACAGACCUCACCCCAGACACUUAAUGUAUGGGAUAGAUAAAUUCAGAACAACAGGAGAUUUUCAAAAUAAAAUAAAACAGUCACUGCCAGCUUGAGGAGAGAAGUCCCAGUGAGAAGAAUUGAUUUGAUCUGUGUUAGCUUGUACACGGAAAACCCGCUGCUUUUUAUUUGCAAAAACAUUAUAACAUUCAGUAUGUCACUGUCUGUUCUAAAGCCCUGUUUGCACGGGACUGGUAUUACGGGCUGUCCUCAGGAUUUAGAAAUUAACUCCCACAUCUGCACAUCUGGGUUUUGUGUAGAGUUGUUCCUUUACCAAUACCGGAAAUGCCUUCAAUGUUGCUUACAAUGCUGGCUCUGGUAUUGGCGAGUAGGGAUGAGCGAGUUCACCAUUAUCUGUAUCUGUUCAACCAACUAAUCGGUAUCUGUAUCUGUACUUGGAAAUGGUGGGAUUUAACCAGAAGUGGGUGUGACUAAAACUGGAAAUGGGUGGGACUGAACCAGAAGUUGCUAUUGAAGCCUGAAAUUGAUCAGAAGUUGUUGUAUUUAUUAUUUAUCAGAAAACUAUUUACAGAAUGAUCUCAGGAUUGUAUUGUAACUUGUAUAAGCAGCAGUUUUUGUGGAAAUCAAUUCUUUUCGCGGUUCCAAAACAGGAGCCUAAACAGCAAGAUGCACUGUUCAGCCAUUGGCAACUACGAUGCGAUGAAGAUGAAUUGAUUUCCAGUGAAUAGUUUAACGUUGACUUCAAAAUGUCAGCAACUUGGCAAUAUUUUACACUGGAAAGUCCCACUAGUUUUAGGGUUUAACCUGAGCCGUACCAUACAACAACGACAGCAAUAAUUUUGCAUCCAUACAGGGUUAGUAGUGGUACUUGUUACUGACCAAUACAGUGUCAAGUAUCAGAAUUUGUAAUGGGAAAGAAAAAAUGGUAUAGCUUUGUGAGGCAUAUUCACACGGGAUAAGCGAAAUACUGUAGGUAUUUUACUCAAGUUUACGAGCAUUAUUCCCCAAAUAUGAUGAGCAUGCACAUUUGCAACUCCACUUUACACAACAAACACUACACACACCGCUAGCAGUGAUUUACAGCAUUAACCUCCUUCAUUCAUUUCUUUUUUUAAUGUGGGUUACAAAAACAGAACCGAUACUGCCACCUCCUGCACCUGAAUGCUGUCACAACUUUCAUUUUGAAUCACACAGUCUACAUAACUUUACAUAAAAAGAGGCAGAAACGAGGCGCGGAGGAAAAAAAAACCCAAGAUGUGACCCCAGCGGGACUUAUUUUAUCACAUGACCUCUGUGUUUGGUGAAAUAUCUCGGUAAUUUGCAGAAGAUUUUUUUCUUGACAAAUCAAUUAACACAAAUUACUAGAAAAUAUUUCAGUGACCUGAAAACAGGAAGUUACACAAUACAGUAACAACCAUAAACAGGAACCACAACCUUUAGACAUUU